CGUCUCUCAGUUCAACUCCCACAAUAUGGACUCACAGGGUGGUGGCAUACGGUGGUCUUACUUCCACUCUGCCCUUCAACUUGCCGUUCGGCGCUCAGCAAGAAAAUGGACAUACGAGGACUUUGCAGAAUGUUUCCCAACCUAUACUGAGGAAGAUAAGGAAGGCUUUACCGCGAUUUUCAAUCAAAUAUCAGACUACAUCGAGUCUCAGUCCUUCCGAGAUCUAGACAGACUAUUUCGUACUGUCAACGUCCAGGAGAAUAUCGACAUUCUACAUUACAUCAUCAAUAAGGCUAAGGAGCGAAAAGAAGCGGGCAUGGAGCGCAAUGAUGAAUGGAGAGAGGACCUAGAGCCUCGAGUAGCUAUCGCUGCGAGAACGAUUCCUAAAUUGGAGGAGGAGAAUGCCCGACUACGAGAAAUCCUAUCUCAGAUGAGAAUUGAACAAGAGAAUAGUGCUUUAAAUGCUCAGUUGCAGGACCGAGCAAAACGAACUGACGAAGUUGAUGAGCAAACGCUCAGGCUGCUCAAGACAUUGGACGAAAUUUUGAAAGAAUGGAAAACAUUGCCAUCUGAGGAAUUAGAAACGUGGACGAGACAAUCCAUGGAGUCCACCAAGCUCGUUAUGCGC
Messenger RNA from Guyanagaster necrorhizus, 628 nucleotides. RefSeq lists its product as uncharacterized. Gene Ontology annotation, cellular component: MIS12/MIND type complex. Gene Ontology annotation, molecular function: RNA binding. The transcript has 5 exons. NCBI's taxonomy places the organism in Eukaryota, Fungi, Basidiomycota, Agaricomycetes, Agaricales, Physalacriaceae. The annotation marks the transcript as partial. The record is from RefSeq and is a predicted model, not a curated record. Gene Ontology annotation, biological process: chromosome segregation.